Cavia porcellus (domestic guinea pig) is the source of this 2185-nucleotide messenger RNA. RefSeq names its product zinc finger protein 709-like. The annotation marks the transcript as partial. Gene Ontology annotation, molecular function: RNA polymerase II cis-regulatory region sequence-specific DNA binding; DNA-binding transcription repressor activity, RNA polymerase II-specific. Lineage: Eukaryota; Metazoa; Chordata; Mammalia; Rodentia; Caviidae. The transcript has a single exon. Gene Ontology annotation, biological process: regulation of transcription by RNA polymerase II. The record is from RefSeq and is a predicted model, not a curated record. Gene Ontology annotation, cellular component: nucleoplasm.
UCUUGGAAUCAGUGUAAAGAAAUAUUCCUUUGUACUGCAGGAGGUAAUGUGAAUGUGAAAGAAACAGAAACACCCAAUGUUCAGAUCCAUGAAAAAUAUUGCAGUGGGGGGAAACCCUAUGUAUGCAAGCAAUGUGGGAAAGGUUUUACCAAACACGGACAUUGUAAGGAACAUGAAAGAAUUCACAGAGGAGAGAGACCCUACAUAUGUAAUCAGUGUGGGAAAGCUUUUACAACACAUACAUAUUGUCAAGUACAUAAAAGUCUUCACUCUGGAGAAAAAUGUUAUAAAUGUAAGCACUGUGAGAAAGCUUUCGGCACACGUACUUAUUGUGUAAUCCAUGAAAAACUUCACACUGAGCAGAAAUUGCAUAUAUGUAAGAAAUGUGGGAAAGCUUUUAGAAGCAACAUUCAUUGUCAAAUACAUGGAAAUGUUCACACUGGAGAGAAACCAUAUGUAUGUAAGCAAUGUGGGAAAGGUUUUAACACACAGGGAAAUUGUAAGAAGCAUGAAAGAAUUCACACUGGAGAGAAACCUUAUGUAUGUAAGCAAUGUGGGAAAGCUUUUAUGACACAAGGACAUUGUAAGGAACAUGAGAGAAUUCACACUGGUGAGAAACCCUAUGUAUGUAAGCAAUGUGGGAAAGCUUUUACCAAACACGGACAUUGUAAGGAACAUGAAAGAAUUCACACUGGAGAGAAACACUAUGUAUGUCAGCAAUGUGGGAAAGCUUUCAACACAAGGGGAGGUUGUAAGAAACAUGAAAGAAUUCACACUGGAGAGAAACCAUAUGUAUGUAAGCAAUGUGGGAAAGAUUUUUACACACGUGCACAUUGUAAGAGACAUGAAAGAAUUCACACUGGAGAGAAACCCUAUGUAUGUAAGCAGUGUGGAAAAGGUUUCACCAUAUCUGGACAUUGUAAGCAACAUGAAAGAAUUCACAGUGCAGCGAAACCAUAUGUAUGUAAGCAAUGUGGGAAAGCUUUUAACACACAGACAGAUUGCAAGAAACAUGAAAGAAUUCACACUGGAGACAAAUCUUAUGUAUGUAAGCAAUGUGGGAAAGCUUUUAACACACAUAGAUAUUGUAAGGAACAUGAAAGAAUUCACACUGGAGAGAGACCUUAUGUAUGUAAGCAAUGUGGGAAACCUUUUAACACAAGGGGAGGUUGUAAGAAACAUGAAAGAAUUCACACUGGAGAGAAACCAUUUGUAUGUAAGGAAUGUGGGAAAGCUUUUAACACACGUGCACAUUGUAGGAUUCAUGAAAGAAUUCACACUGGAGAGAAACCCUUUGUAUGUAAGCAGUGUGGAAAAGGUUUUACCAAUUCUGGAAAUUGUAAGAAACAUGAAAGAAUUCACACUGGAGAGAAACCCUAUGUAUGUAAGCAAUGUGGAAAAGGUUUUACAACUUCUGGAAAUUGUAAGAAACAUGAAAGAAUUCACACUGGAGAGAAAACAUAUGUAUAAGCAAUGUGGGAAAGUUUUUACCCUACAUGGACAUUGUAAGCAAGAAGAAAGUUCACAUUCAAGAUAAAACCAGUGUAUAUAAGCAUCAUGAGAAUGAUUUGAGCACACAUAUAUAUUGCAUAAUGCAUGAAAAUCUUCAAACUUGGCAGCAAAAUUAUAUAUGUAAGUAAUUUGGUAAAGGUUUCAGCAGAAAUGCUCAUUGUCCAAUACAUGAAAAAAUUUACACUGUUGAGAAAGCCUGUGUAUGUGAAGAAUGUGGGAAAGCUUUCACCACACAUGGAUACUGUAAAAUACAUCAAUGACUUCACACUGGUGAGAAACCCAAUGUAUAUAACAAUGUGGCAAAGCUUUUACUGCAUACAGUCAUUGCAAAACACAUGAAAGAAUUCACACUGGGAAGAACCACUGGCUGUGUAAGCAAAUGGAGACACUCUCAGCAGCCAGAUUGUAAGUGAAAUUCAUGAAAAAACUCACACUAGAGAUAAAUCCUAUGCGUUAUGGGAAUACUCUCAGCACACAUGAUCAUUGUUACAUAUCUGAAAGAACUCACUGGGUAGAGAUCCUAUGUGGAUUAACAAUGUGAGAAAUAUGGCAAUCCAUGUUUGUUGUUAAAUACAUAGAAAAAGUAUCACUCCUCAGACAGUUUAGAUCUAAGUUUACUUUAAAAAUCCCAAGGAGACCUGAAGAAAUAACCAAUACAGAAGUUUGAUGUGAA